AUGUAUAAAUGCAUGGAUGUUAAUCGUUUUCAUUUCAUUGAAGGUGAUACCGAUUCAUCUUAUUGGGCAAUCGCUGGCGACCCAAAUCUUCCUAACACUCAAGCAUUUCAGGUGAUUGUUACCGAUAAACAAUUUUAUGAUAAAAACAUUUUCAAAUUCGCACCAUUUGAUUUCUUCUGUUUUGAUGAGAAAUUUAAACCUAAAUUAAAGAAUAAAGCUGAAGAAAAAGCACAUGAGAAAAAAUUAUUGGGUUUAGCAAUUGAGAAACAAGGUGAUAACAUGGUUGCUUUAUGUCCUAAGUGUUAUACAUCAUUCAACGGUUCAAUUGAUGGAAGUGAUUUUAAAAAGAUUGCACAAAAAAUGAAGGGUGUUAGUUUAAGACAAAAUAAGCAAUUAACACCUAAAAAAUAUUUGGAUAUAAUAAAUGAUAAAGUGAUAUUUGAUGGUCAGAAUAUUAAUUUACAACUUAAAAAUGGGUCAAUGACUCGCUUAACAAUCGGUAAGACUGCAUUAACAGGAGCACACACUAAGGCUGUAUGUUGUGAAAAUGGAUGUUGUAUGCCAUUUAUUUAA
Trichomonas vaginalis G3 is the source of this 573-nucleotide messenger RNA. RefSeq lists its product as uncharacterized. The coding region runs from base 1 to 573 and encodes 190 amino acids. NCBI's taxonomy places the organism in Eukaryota, Parabasalia, Trichomonadida, Trichomonadidae. The transcript has a single exon. The record is from RefSeq and is a predicted model, not a curated record.